This is a messenger RNA of Malassezia japonica, 2703 nucleotides long. RefSeq names its product AdoMet-dependent rRNA methyltransferase spb1 (gene SPB1). NCBI's taxonomy places the organism in Eukaryota, Fungi, Basidiomycota, Malasseziomycetes, Malasseziales, Malasseziaceae. The transcript has 3 exons. Gene Ontology annotation, molecular function: rRNA (guanine) methyltransferase activity; rRNA (uridine-2'-O-ribose)-methyltransferase activity. Gene Ontology annotation, cellular component: preribosome, large subunit precursor; nucleus; nucleolus. The coding region runs from base 1 to 2703 and encodes 900 amino acids. Gene Ontology annotation, biological process: maturation of 5.8S rRNA from tricistronic rRNA transcript (SSU-rRNA, 5.8S rRNA, LSU-rRNA); maturation of LSU-rRNA from tricistronic rRNA transcript (SSU-rRNA, 5.8S rRNA, LSU-rRNA); rRNA methylation. The record is from RefSeq and is a predicted model, not a curated record.
AUGGGAAAGCACGACAAGAAGUCGGGCAAGGGGGAACAAGGUUAUCGCGCGCGUUCCGCUUUCAAGCUCGUCCAGCUCAACAAAAAGUACAAGUUUUUGGAGGAUGCGCGCUGCUGUAUCGACUUGUGUGCCGCCCCUGGCGGUUGGCUGCAGGUCGCGAGCAAGCACAUGCCGCCCAACAGCUUGAUCGUCGGUGUCGAUUUGGUGCCAAUCAAGCCCAUUCCGCGGUGCAUUACGUUCGCCGAAGAUAUCAACUCGUACAAGUGCCGUGACCAGCUGCGCACACACCUCAAGGACUGGCGCGCGGAUGUUGUGCUGCACGACGGUGCGCCGAACGUCGGUACCGCAUGGGUGCAGGACGCCUACGCCCAGUCGGAGCUCACGCUGCAGUCGCUCAAGCUCGCCGUCGAGUUCCUCGCCCCAGGCGGUACCUUUGUGACGAAGGUUUUCCGCUCCAAGGACUACAACAACCUGAUCUGGGUCUUUAACCAACUCUUCCACCACGUCGAGGCGACCAAGCCACCGUCGUCGCGUAAUGUCUCGGCAGAAAUUUUCGUCGUGUGCCAGCGUUUCAAGAACAUGACGCGCAUCGACCCCAAGUUUUUGGAUCCGAAGUACGUCUUCAAGGAGCUGGACGUCACAGGCGGUGCCAAGGACAUGUCCGGCACCAGCUCGCAGAAUCUCUUGGAGAACGUGGUGAACCCUGAAAAGGCGCGCCGUAAGCGUGAGGGAUACGAGGACGGCAAUUAUACCCUGUACAAGACCAUCUCUGCCGAUGCAUACAUCCGCGGCUCCGACGCCAUCGCCGCACUCGGCACGUACAACCGCAUCACGUUUGAGACGGAGGAGGAUAAAGCACUGCAGCGCGAUCCACUCACUACGGCCGACGUCCUGGCGAACUGCGAGGAUCUCAAGGUGCUUGGCCGCAGCGACUUUGCUAUCUUGAUGAAGUGGCGCAAGGCGAUGCGCGAAAAGCUCGGCAUCGACCGCUCCAAGAAGCAGCAGCGCGAGGACGAAGCGGCGGCCGCGGCUGAAACCGUCGAGAUCGAGCCGCUGGACGAAGAGGAGGCGAUCGACGAAGAGCUCGUGCGCCUCAACGAAGAGUCCUCCAAGCGCGCACGCAAGGAGCGCCGCAAGCGCAACGAGGCGCGUGCUAAGGCGAUCCAGAAGCUGCAGCUCAACAUGACGACGCCGAUGGACAUUGCAGAAGACUGGCAGGACGAUGCGCUCCAGGGUGGCGCCGAGACCUUUUCGCUCGAUGCGCUCGAGGGCCGCGGAAACAAGGGCGGCAAGGUCAACACGGCCGAGUUCCUCGACGCCCAGGAAGCGCUCUCGGACGAAGAGCCGGAGCAGGGCGAGGAUGAGGACGAGGACGAGGACGAGGACGAGGACGAAAGGGAGCGCCGCGUCCAGGAGCUCGAGUCGGGCAUGGACUCGAUGUACGAACAGUACCAGGAGCACAUGCAGAUGCGCGACGCCAAGUUCCGCGCCAAGGAGGCGCGGCGCAAGUCGUCCAAGUACGAGGAGUGGGGCGGUAUCGGCGCAGAUAAGAAGGACGACGAGAGCGACAUCGAGAGCGAUGUCGAGACCGGCUUUGACUCGGUCAACCGCCGCAAGUUCCUCGAAGAGACCUACGACUCGGACGAUGCUGAGGACGAUGAUGACGAGCGCAUGGACGCUGCUGAUAACGCGGCACCCGCGCCGAAGAAGGCGCGCAAGGCGGCGAAGCCUGCGCCUGCGCUCGACUCUGCGCAGCAAAAGGCGCUGCUUACAUCGCUCGAGUCGGGCAACGAGCUGAAAGAGCGCGAGAGCAAUGCGUCUGCAAUGUGGUACGACAACCCCAUCUUUAAGGAUAUGAUUCCGAUGGAGUCGCUUAUUCCUGCUCAGUCGAAGCGCGACGAGCGCGACGCGACGCCGGACCUCGACGAGGACGAAGGAGAGGAAGAGGAGGAGGACGCCAAGGAGGACGAGGCGGACGACGACGACGAGAUCGAAGUCGUUCCCUCCUCGUUCGGUGUCGAUGUGCCCGAGGGCGAGUGGAGCGUCUAUGAUGAAGACGAAGAGGCGAAGAAGCAGGAGCACAUUGCCAAGCACGGCCUGCACACGGCCGAGGCCGUGUCGAUGGCGCAUGCGCUGGUCAACCGGCAAAUGACCAAGACGGAUUUGGUGAACCAGGGCUUUACCAAGCACAACUUCAACGACAAGGGCGGUCUGCCCGAGUGGUUCUUGGACGACGAGAACAAGCACUACCGUGCCAACAUCCCUGUUUCCAAAGAGGCCGUGGACGCACUGCGUGCUCGGCAGCGUGCGCUCGACGCGCGUCCCAUCAAAAAGAUUGCCGAGGCCAAGGCACGCAAGAAGCACCGUGCUGCGAUGCGCCUCGAAAAGGCGCAGAAGCGUGCCGAGGCCAUCAACGAGAACUCGGAGCUGUCGGAGCGUGAAAAGGCCGAGAACAUCAACAAGAUCAUGGCCCGCAGCAUGGCCAAGAAGGCAGGCAGUGAAAAGCAGGCGCCCCAGGUGGUCGUGGCGCGUGGCUCGAACCGUGGCCUGAAGGGCCGUCCGAAGGGCACCAAGGGUCGCUACCGCAUGGUCGACCCUCGUAUGAAGAAGGAACUUCGGGCGAAGAAGCGCAUCGACAAGCGCGACGGCAAGAAGCGCAGCUCGGGCAACAAGCAGCAGCGCCGUAUCCCCAAAGGGUACUAG